AUGGAUAUGUUUUGGCAACGGAACAAUAAGGUACUCCAGACGAAUAAUUUAUCCGCGCGAAAAAAUACUAUAUUAUAUAGUAUAGAGACUAUAAAAAAAAUUUUAAAAAAAAUUUCAUAUUUCGAUUUCGUACCUUUUACCGCUUGUGAAGAGUUCAGAAAAAUCCCCGUUCAAUUCGUGCCGUAA
Molecule: messenger RNA, 186 nt
Organism: Pediculus humanus corporis (human body louse)
Lineage: Eukaryota; Metazoa; Arthropoda; Insecta; Psocodea; Pediculidae
Exons: 3
Coding region: 1-186 (61 amino acids)
Source: RefSeq, a predicted model, not a curated record